AUGUGCCGCACUCGCGGCGUUUCUGGCAUUGUGAAGCAGCUGGCAGAGAUCGCAUACACUUACCUCGCACCAGCACCAGAAUCGAUGGAGAUGCGUGUCCCAAUCGACAGUAAUUCAGUUCCGAUGAACAAUCAGGUUACGAUGUGCCCAGGUUUGGUCACGCUUCGACGACGCGGUUCUACCGACGGUUCUUACGGCAUUGCGAAAGUGACUCAUCCGAUGGGUCGGAUUAUCGACGUUCCGUACCAUCGAAUUUCUUUGACCGUCUAUCUGAGUCACACAACACCCGUGCUCUCGAUAAAGCGUGAGUGUUUUUCCGAGGUGCUGGCGACGGCUACGCUUCUCAUUACACAAACGGUCAGCAUUCGACUUGAAAUCGGUUUGAACCCAGCGCCAAGGCGCCGACCCUUGAGCUGUGUUCGUCUGGUGAUUAUCCUCUAA
Messenger RNA from Soboliphyme baturini, 441 nucleotides. Lineage: Eukaryota; Metazoa; Nematoda; Enoplea; Dioctophymatida; Soboliphymatidae. The record is from the annotation of a GenBank genome assembly.